Punica granatum (pomegranate) is the source of this 1983-nucleotide messenger RNA. The record is from RefSeq and is a predicted model, not a curated record. Lineage: Eukaryota; Viridiplantae; Streptophyta; Magnoliopsida; Myrtales; Lythraceae.
UCUUGUGGUUUGAUAUGGAAAGUUGAUUAGUUUCUAAUAUUUUUAAGGCCUUAAGAAGUUGUUGAAGAACCAUUGCUCUCAUCCCAUGUCUUCAAUUCUUGAAUGCCCGAAGACUCCAUUCUCCAGAGCAAACCUCUGCUCUCUGCUCACAUUUGCCCAAAACCCACUUCAAGAACUCACCUUUCUGCUACAACGAUGCAAGCAAAUACGCCAACUGAAUCAAAUCCAUGCACACCUGAUCACGACCGGCCUCGUCCAAUGGCCUCCUUUAGCAAGCAAGCUUGUUGCGUCUUUUGCUUCGAGUCCAUUCCCAAAUGCCGUUUCCACGGCCCGUGCAAUCGCAAGUAGUGUCCGAGGCCUCGACGCUUAUACCUGGAACACUCUGAUUAGAGGUCACUUGUACAGACACGACCAUAAAGGUGCAAUCUUGGUGUACUCCCAGUUGCAGAGGUCAGGUUUCGAGGUUGAUAGUUACACGCUUUUGUUCGUCAUAAAGGCAUGCGGGUCAAUGCCCGGUAUCAGUCUGGGGAAGCAGAUUCAUUCCCAUGUCUUGAAGUCGAGCUUCAUAUCGGAGGUCAUAAUUCAGACUGCCCUGAUGAACAUGUACUGCUCAUUCGAUGAACUCCGCAGUAUGAGGCAACUGUUCGAUGAAAUGCCUCACAGGGACGCAGUUGCUUGGAAUGCCCUCCUCUCCAGUUACUCCUUGAGGAAAUUCCCUCUCGAGGCUCUUGACGUAUCGCAUGCCAUGUUACGUCAAGGCGUGGCACAUACUGGUGUGACUUUGGUUAGUGUUAUCUCAUCUUGCUCGGCGCUGAGACUUUUGAGGGAAGGAAAAUCCGUUCACGGGUACUUGGUGAAGAAACUUCUCAAUAUCGAUGUGUUCAUUCAUAAUGCGCUAAUAGAGAUGUAUUCAAAAUGCGGGUCCUUAAUAAGCGCUUCCCGGAUUUUUCAUUCGAUGCUUGAGAAAACCAUUGUUUCGUGGACGUCAAUGAUUAAUGGGUAUACCCACAACAAUUGCCUCAAUGAGGCAGUUUGUCUGUUCAGAGAAAUGGAGUCCACGAAUGUGAAGCCCGAUGAGGUUACCCUGCUGAGUGCCAUUUCCUUGUGCUCUAAGUUGGGGAGAGUCGAACUCGGGGAUUGGCUCAGUCACUGGGUGGAUGAAGUCGCGCUCGGGAGGAGGAGCGUCUCAGUGGCGAAUGCUCUCAUAGGUAUGUAUUCAAAAUGCGGUAACAUAAUUAAAGCUUGCCAAAUGUUCGAUUCGAUGGAGGAGAGAACGUUACUGUCUUGGGCUGCUGCGAUUCACGGGCUAGCGAUGCACGGGCAUGGAGUCUAUGCUCUUACACGGUUCGUUCAGAUGCUGAGAGAAGGACUGAAACCCGAUGAAAUCCUUUUCCUCAGCGUGUUGUUUGGUUGCAGCCACUCGGGUUUGGUAGAUGAGGGAAGGAAAUGCUUCAAUUCGAUGAGAAAUGACUACGGAAUUGAGCCGUGGGUGGAUCACUACGGGUGCAUGGUGGAUCUUUUCUGCAGGGCCGGGCUGGUCAAUGAAGCAGUUGAGUUUGUUUCUGACAUGCCAAUCGAGCCUGAUGAGAUCAUAUACCGGAUGCUGCUCGGGGCUUGCCAGGACCACGGGCUCAGCAGCCUAGCAGGCUGGGUUCAGGAGAAACUGGCUCAACUGGGUCCAAGAAAUUGCGAGGACUACGUCCUGCUGUCAAACUUCCAUGCUUCGAUGGCUGAGUGGGACGUUGUCAGGGAUGUGAGAAAGGAGAUGGAAGCUCGGGGAGCUUAUAAAACGGAUCCCGGGUGUAGCUUCGUCGAAGUAGAAGAGCAUGUACAGAGCAUCGAUUGAAGUACAAACAGAUUUUAGCUGUAACUUGGCAUCUAAGCAAUCUUUCUUCCUGCCUUUCCUUUUUCUCCUUUUUUUUUUAUAAUAUUCUUCUUUAUUUUUUAAUUAUAGUGACAAUGAAGAAAGAAAUAUUACUUCCU